UUGAUGGAGUUCCGUUAGCAGAUACAAACGUUGGAGGUUCUCGUAACCCUAUUGAUUUCUUGAAUCCAAAUGAUAUUGAAACAAUGACAAUAUUAAAGGAUGCUUCUGCUACAGCUAUUUAUGGUUCUCGUGCUGCAAAUGGUGUUGUAUUAGUAACAACAAAGAAAGGAAAAGGAAAAGGUUUUAGAUAUAGUUACAAUUCAACGACGUCAAUUUAUCAACCUGAAGGAUAUAUUGAUAUGAUGAAUGCAAAUCAAUUUCGUGAACUAGUAAACCAAGUUGGUACUACAGCUGAAAUUGCUAGAUUAGGAAAUGCAAAUACAGAUUGGCAAAGAAAAAUAUACAAAACAGCUGCUGGUUUUGACCAUAAUUUUAGUGCUACAGGAAACAUUGGUGGUAAUAUGCCAUCUCGAUUUUCUGUUUCUAAUACAAAUCAAGAUGGUAUAUUAAGAGGAGAUAAUAUCAAUCGUACAACUUUGUCGAUGAAUUUGAAUCCUACUCUAUUAGAUAAACAUUUACGUUUUGAAAUUAAUGCUCGUGGUUCUUACAUCGAAAAUCAAUUUGCAAAUAGAGAUGCAAUAGGUUCUGCAUUGGAAUAUGAUCCUACACAACCAGUAUAUUCUGGAGCUAAUAUUUUUGGUGGCUAUCAUACAUGGAUGGAUGGAGCUGUAAAACAUAAUUUAGCCCCUGUCAAUCCUGUUGCAUUAAUCAAUGAAGUUGAUGACACAUCAGAAAUACGACGUUUUGUUGGUAAUGCUAAAGUAGAUUAUAAUCUACAUUUUUUACCUUCUGUUACUGCAACUGUUAAAUGCAUAGCUAAUUGGAAUGGUUCUAAAACAUCGUUUAAUAAUGAGUUUUAUAAUAAAUUAUUUGAUGCAUAUUUAACUUUUGAUAAAGAUUUCGGAAAACAUAACGUAAAAGUUAUGGGAGGAUAUAGCUAUCAAUAUUUUAAUACGUAUCAAUAUAAUUUUGACGGUCUAUUAAAAGAACAAAAUGCAGAACAAUAUGAGUUUUAUUCUAGAGAUCAAAGUACUUUAUUAUCAUAUUACGGACGUUUAAAUUAUAGUUUUGAUAACAAGUAUAUUUUAACAGCUACAAUGAGAGCUGAUGCUUCUUCAAAAUUCAAAAAAGAUAAUCAGUGGGGGUAUUUCCCUUCUGCAGCAUUUGCUUGGAACAUUUCAAAAGAAGAAUUUUUGAAAGGAAGUACAGUUAUAAAUGAUCUUAAAUUCCGUGAAGGUUUGGACAAGUGUAAUGUAGCUGUUUAA
Molecule: messenger RNA, 1265 nt
Organism: Teleopsis dalmanni
Lineage: Eukaryota; Metazoa; Arthropoda; Insecta; Diptera; Diopsidae
Product: tonB-dependent receptor SusC-like
Exons: 2
Source: RefSeq, a predicted model, not a curated record